This is a messenger RNA of Eleginops maclovinus (Patagonian blennie), 1838 nucleotides long. It is a transcript of the gene tspan4b, whose product is annotated as tetraspanin 4b. The record is from RefSeq and is a predicted model, not a curated record. Gene Ontology annotation, cellular component: plasma membrane. The transcript has 8 exons. Bases 326 to 1024 code for a protein of 232 amino acids. Lineage: Eukaryota; Metazoa; Chordata; Actinopteri; Perciformes; Eleginopidae.
GGGGGGGAGCAACAAUACACACAUCUGGAAAUAAUUGAAGAGUUAGAGAGGGAAAGAGAGACGUAGAUCUGUUUACAGACAGAAAAAAAAACAUACCUUCUAAAUUAUUUAAAAUUGUGAAGACGACUUCUCAUUGGGGAGAGCUGGAGGUCACAACCUACCAGUGAAGAACAAUCCGGAGGAAGAGAAGAAGGAAACCCUCGCUGGAUCACAGACCCAUGCAGAGGAGAAAAGAGAAGGAGCUACAGAUCAAAACCAACCGCUGAAGGAGCCAGAGAGGAGGAGGACACAGACAGGAUUAAAAGUAUUCAAACUCGUCUUCAGGAUGUCCGUGUCUCGGAAGUGUUUGUGCUGCGUCAAAUAUUUGAUGUUUGUCUUUAACCUCAUCUUCUGGCUGGGAGGAUGCGGGCUAUUUGGCAUUGGAGUGUGGCUGUCCUUCACACAGGCAGAGUUCUCCUCUCUCCCCCUGUCCUUCCCGUCCCUCUCUGCCGCCAACCUGCUGCUGGUCGCUGGCGGCAUCACCAUGGUGACAGGCUUCCUGGGUUGUCUUGGAGCCCUGAAAGAGCAGCGCUGCCUGCUGUUCAUGUUCUUUGUGAUCCUCCUGCUCCUGGUCCUGACAGAGGUGACACUGGCCUUGGUUAUUCACAUCUUCCACCACAAGCUGGAUUCCAAAGCGCAAGAGGAACUGAAAGAAGGUAUGAAGAAAUAUAAAUCAGAGCUUGGACUGAAAAAAUCCUGGGACAAUGUCCAGAAAAUGUUCAAAUGCUGUGGAGUCACCAACAAAACAGACUGGUAUGAUGUGCUGAAUGGAACGCUGCCCACCUCCUGCUGCUCUGUGGGGAUGGAGCAGUGUGUGGAAGGGUGGACUGAGCCGUGCUAUCAGAAGGCCCGGCAGUGGCUGUUGGAUAACAUCCCCUCUGUCCUGGUGUUUGGAGUGUGUAUCGGUGUUGUGCAGAUCCUGGCCCUGGUGUUCUCCAUGCUGAUGUACUGUCAGAUUCUGUGCGCUGAGAAACAUGUGGACUGAGAACCGAGCCGCUUGGAUCACAGACUCCUCCGGGAGAUCCUAACACCGCCCAACGUGAUUCAAGUUUUCCUUUCCACCCUCCCUCAGGACUGUGGUUCACAGGAGGCUGCCUCUCAAACUCCCCAAUGCAUUGGCUAUUACGUUCCUAAUUCUCAACCAAAAAACGACUGACUGGCGGCAGUGACAGACUGAAGAGGCGGUGUUGUACCAGCUUUUGAAAUAUGGUUUCAGAUCCACAAGCCUCCAGACAAAACUAUCGGCAAUAACCAUAAUGCAUUGCAACUGUUGGGGGUGGGGGUUCUCUUGGAAUGUUGUCAUGAACACGAAAUAAGUUUCGGAGGAGAAGAACACACUCAAUAAAACAUUUUGACGUAGCACUUAGUUCACUUUGCUAAUAAUUCCAAGUCUUGAAUAUUAAACCUUAACCAUAUAAGCACUUUCAUCAUGUAGUGUAGUCAUUUUAAAGCUUUACAUUUAUUUUUAGUAUCUAAUGAAGCCAAACAUAUUAUUAAUACUUUUACACGUGUUUUAACAAAACAGUAAGAUAUUAUGCUUUACAUUUCUUGAGAUUUCUUGAUUUUUAUGGCAAUCUUCUCCUCUGUAUUUAAAGUUUGAUUGCACUUCCUUUUAACUAACAGUGUGACUUCCUGUGAGGGCGGGGCUUUGUACUCCGUUGAUGAUCUUUAAACAAUACGAAUAUUUUUAACCGAGCUGAAUCCAUUUGUGCGGAUGUUCCACACUUAAGCAAAUCACAGAUCACAAAGACAUGAUUUUAAAUGUGUGUGAAUUUAAUAAACAGCUGUUCUUACAUUCA